This is a messenger RNA of Diaporthe citri, 1227 nucleotides long. RefSeq lists its product as uncharacterized. NCBI's taxonomy places the organism in Eukaryota, Fungi, Ascomycota, Sordariomycetes, Diaporthales, Diaporthaceae. The transcript has 2 exons. The record is from RefSeq and is a predicted model, not a curated record. The coding region runs from base 1 to 1227 and encodes 408 amino acids.
AUGCUUCUCGACAUGAACAACGGAGCCACCAAUGCCUCCGUCGCGCCCUUCAGCCAGCCCAAUGGCGUGGCAUAUCCUGUGUCUGGCACCUUUCUGGCGAGCAGUAACCAGGACGCUGAGAUGGGAGUAGUGUCCGGAGUUGCCGACAACUACCUCGGAGACAGUCACGACCCGAUCGGCGCAGGAGACGGUGUUCUCUUCCGUCCCUUCAAGCACUUGCCUGGUGAGGUCAGAACCAUGAUCUGGAAGGCUGCCGCUGCGUCUGCCAAGCCCCGAGGAGUCUACCAAUUCAAGGUCAAGCACAUCAAGCUGGGGCUCGCGUCAAACCAUUACCCGCUGGCUCAGUCCAUGUUCACCAACAUACGCCGGCUCGACGACAACAGCCCCCUCGUCCGUGAGAUCCGUGAUCUGAUGCAGAGCGUCUACACCGGCGACUCGGUCUCGACCUUCACCCCCCUGCCCGAGGUCGGCAGGUUCACCCUCGAGAUCCGGAACCUGCUCCGGAGCUGCCCGGAGGCCCGGUCCGAGCUGGUGCGCACCCCCGCCUUCGGCUCGAGCUUCAGCUUCCACUGGUUUGAGGGCGGGAAGUGCGACCUGGGCGUCGUCCGGCCGUUCUGUUACGAUACAGACUGGAUCAGCCUCACCGAGGUGGCUCAGCACCUCACGAUACGGCCCUCUGCCCCCGGUGUGCUUUGCACGCCUGACAUCGCCGCCAUCGAGCACCUCGCCAUCCCGCAUCUGGAGUGCUUCUGUACCGGAGACUGGUCACGUCUGCAAGCCCAGCUGCGCACGCUCGCCGUGUUCCCCAGCCUCAGAUCACUCGGCAUCUACGACUCCUGCCUCUCGGUCAAGCGGGUGUCCCACUGGGACCGCCUGAUCACGGAGGACCAGAGGUACUUCCUCAAGGGCGUCUCGACCUCGGCCUCGGGCGCGCGGCCGGGGCGGCGGCUGACGGGCGCGAGGUUCUCCGGCGCCAUGGGGAGCCUCAAGAGGCUGAUCCUCGAGGUGGCGGUGAAGGAAAUCAUGAACAAGCUCCAGAGUCCGCGCCCGGCGAGUCUUGCCGGCUUGAACUUCUGCCUCCUGCUCCACGCCAGCAGCCAGGCGGGACUGGACCUCAUGAAGUUCAGGGAGGAUGGCUCCCAUCUUGACGACGUCGCUCGGAUCCAGGACUUGGGAGUCAUUGGACAGGAGGUGAAGGCCUUGCGGAUCAACGGGGCCCGACCUUGA